UAGCAGGGCGGAGACUUAAACUGUUGUGGAGAAACAGUAAGAGGGAGGAGUGUGUAUGUGGGGAACCAGAAAAAAGUGGGAGGAGAAAGAGUGAUAGAGGAAGAGAAAAUCUUCGUCCUGCUGUCAGAGAGUGUAAAGACUUCUGCGAUCGCGUGCAAUAGCGUGAUGACUGAGAGUGUGAGAGCACGCAGUGUGUCAGGGGGUCCUGAGGGGCCGUACCGGGCUGUGCAGUCCGUGGACGGUCUGGUACAGCAGGAGUUUGAGGGCGUGGACACAUUGGAUAAACUGUUCCGUUACGCAGUGGGCGGAUUCACACACUCACCCUGCAUAGGGAGCAGGGAAGUGCUGUCGCAGGAAAAUGAGACGCAGCCCGACGGCAAAGUCUUCCAGAAGCUGGUCCUGGGUCAGUAUAAGUGGAAGUCGUAUGAGGAAGUGGAUCAUCAAGUGAACUUCCUGGGAAGCGGCCUGUCUGCUUUGGGUCAAAGGUCACGCAGCUCCAUCACCAUCUUCUGUGAGACUAGAGAGGAGUGGAUGAUCGCAGCACAGGCCUGCUUCAGAUUCAACUACCCCUUGGUGACACUCUAUGCUACACUUGGUGAAGAUGCUGUAGCAUUUGGUUUGAACCAGUGCGGAGCCACGCACCUCAUCACUAGCAAGGAACUGCUAGAAACCAAGCUGAAGGUACAAACACACACACACACACACACACACACACACACACACACACACUGUACUUGUGUUUUCCAGGCGGUGUUGCCAGAUGUUGUGGGUCUGAAGCAUGUGAUCUAUGCGGGCAGUGGGAGUGUGUCUGUGGAAAAUUACCCACAAUCUCUCAGCAUCCACAGCUUACAGGAAGUGAUGGAGCUCGGAGCCAAACCUGAGAACUUGAGUGUGCAGUGUGAUGCUCCUUCUCCGUCUGAUCUUGCUGUAGUGAUGUACACUAGCGGUUCAACGGGUCGUCCUAAAGGAGUGAUGAUGCACCACAGUAACCUCAUCGCAGGAAUGGCUGGCCAAUGCCAGAGAAUUCCGGGUCUCGGGCCUGAGGACACGUAUGUUGGUUAUCUUCCAUUGGCUCAUGUUCUGGAGCUGACAGCCGAAAUGUCCUGUCUGAGUCACGGCUGCCGGAUCGGAUACUCGUCACCACACACACUCUCAGACCAGUCCAGUAAAAUAAAGCGAGGCUGUAAGGGAGACUGCACUGUGCUCAAACCCACUCUGAUCGCUGCUGUCCCAGAGAUUAUGGAUCGUAUCUAUAAAAAUGUGAUGAGUAAGGUAGCAGAGAUGAGCACACUACAGAGGAUGUUGUUCAAUAUGGCCUACAAAUACAAAGUGCAGCAGCUGGAACGUGGAGCAGAUACACCCAUAUGUAACACGGUGGUGUUUAAGCGUGUAUCCAUGUUGCUGGGGGGGUGUGUGAGGUUGAUGCUCAGUGGUGGAGCUCCUCUCUCUCCUGACACACACCGCUUCAUAAAAGUGUGUUUCUGCCCCGUUGGCAUCGGUUACGGCCUCACGGAGACCUGCGGGGCAGCGACCAUCUCAGAGUUUUCUGAUUAUACCACAGGACGGGUCGGGGCACCUCUCAUCUGCUCCGAACUCAAACUGCGAGACUGGCCUGAGGGAGGAUACACCAGUCAGGACAAGCCCCACCCCCGAGGGGAGAUCCUGAUAGGUGGGCCGAACGUUGCCAUGGGUUACUACGGGAGUGAGGCUGAGAGUGGGGAAUUUUGGGUAGACGAGGCGGGGAAGCGCUGGUUCUGUACCGGUGACGUUGGGGAGAUGCAUCCUGACGGCUGCCUGCAAAUAGUCGACCGUAAGAAGGACUUGGUGAAGCUGCAGGCGGGUGAAUACGUGUCUCUGGCAAAGGUGGAAGCGGCACUGAAGAACUGUCCGCUAAUUGACAACAUCUGUGUCUACGCUAACAGCAAUCAGAACUAUGUCAUCAGCUUUGUGGUGCCCAAUCAGAAGCAGCUGACUGAACUGGCCAAAAGACAUGGGAUUGAGGGCAAGUGGGAGGAGAUCUGUAAUCAUGCCACUCUGGAACAGGAAGUUCUAAAAACUAUUAAAGAGGUUGCAACAUCAAAUAAGCUGCAGAGGUUCGAGGUUCCCAUGAAGGUGCGUCUCAGUUCUCAGGUCUGGACUCCAGAGACAGGACUGGUUACUGAUGCCUUUAAACUGAAGAGAAAAGAAUUACAGACACACUACAAACAUGACAUCGAGAGGAUGUAUGGAGCCAAAUAAUCCACACGCACACACACACACACACACGCACACACACACACACAUACACACACGUACACGCGCACGCGCACACAAUGGAUAUAGGUACUUUUAAGCAGAGAUGAUGUGCUGCCCCCUGUUGGAUCCACAAACUUAAACCUCCAUAUUAAGAUUCUAGAUUGGGACGAAGACUAAACUCUAGCUCUCAGUGUUUAUCAACACAAACAGGGAGAAUUUAUGUUUUUGUAAAACAUUACAAACAAAAAAACAUUUCAUAUAAAGAAAAGUCACAAUACAUUUAAUUUUGUUGGUUAUCAUUUUUAAUAAAGUCUGGAGGAGACUAAUUUCUGCUGGAGUGAGGGACUCAGUACUGCGCACAGUGUCCAUGGCACUAAUAUCAACAUGAUGGUUUACUAUUCCUGAAUGACAUUUCUGACAUUUAGUAGAUAAUUUUAUUUUCCUACAUGCUUAUAUUUAUAUAGAGAUAGCGGUGUGUGUGUGUGUGUGUGUGUGUGUGUGUGUGGGUUGGGUGGGUGUAUGAGUGUGUUCUGGACCAACUGGAAAUAAUGGAGGUUCAUGUGCUUUAAAUCUGUGUUAAUAAAUUCAACCCAAAUGCCCACAUGUACAAAAUGAGAAUGAGCUUUAAAGAUGAGUUUAAACGGUUAAAUAAAAAUAUUUGUGUCUCUUCACAGUUUCAUGCUUUCGUCCAGUUUCUGUUACUGUACUAAGAUUGCUAACUCAAUCUGUUAGCCUGCCUGUUAGCCACAUUAGCAAUAUCAGUUGGAUUAGCUUGUGCUAAUGUUCGCUCUGAUGUAGUUUUAUAAGCAGAGUCUGUUUUUAAUGGAUCUUAUGUUUAUUUUGAUAAAGAUUACAUUUUUAUUAUGUCUGAAUCAGGUUUUGUUUCAUUUCACCUUGUUUUAAAAUGUGUGCACUUUUGUUAAACAGUGAAUUUUAUAAAUAAUAAAGACCAAAGACUUUGCUACAAAUA
Molecule: messenger RNA, 3205 nt
Organism: Pangasianodon hypophthalmus (striped catfish)
Lineage: Eukaryota; Metazoa; Chordata; Actinopteri; Siluriformes; Pangasiidae
Gene: acsl4b
Product: acyl-CoA synthetase long chain family member 4b
Exons: 14
Coding region: 166-2238 (690 amino acids)
Biological process (GO): long-chain fatty acid metabolic process; neuron differentiation; long-chain fatty-acyl-CoA metabolic process
Cellular component (GO): lipid droplet; plasma membrane; endoplasmic reticulum
Molecular function (GO): arachidonate-CoA ligase activity
Source: RefSeq, a predicted model, not a curated record